Molecule: messenger RNA, 4270 nt
Organism: Bursaphelenchus xylophilus (pine wood nematode)
Lineage: Eukaryota; Metazoa; Nematoda; Chromadorea; Rhabditida; Aphelenchoididae
Source: the annotation of a GenBank genome assembly
AUGUCGGAUGUGGCCACGACCGAAGCGAUAGUGCCGAUUAAGAAGCGGCGAAGACGAGGGCGCUACGGUAAGGAGGGGGGUUUGAGGGAUAUCUGCGGCCACAAAAAUUUUUUAGAACCAAAAGUUCCCUGAAAUAAGGUGUUAAACUAAAAAGAACUAAGUCUUUUUCACUCAAAUUCCUUCCACGCCUAAGGCAAAGAUACCCCAAAAGUUUGAGCAACAGUCUUUUUUCUUCGGUUUUUCGGGGAUUUUGAUGUUUUUAUGACUAUCGAGAUUUUUUUAGAGCUAGGGUUGACUAAAAUAAGGCAAUUUUUUGUGGCUAUAAAAAAUUUUUAGAACCUAAAGUUCCCUGAAAUAAGGCGUGAGACAAAAGAAACAAGUCUUUUUCAGUCAAAUUCCUUUAACGCCCAGGGCAAAAAGACCCUGAACUUUGAGCAACGUUCUUUUUUGCUUGGUUUUUGAGGUUUUUAUGACCAUAAAGAUUUUUUUAGAGCUAGGGUUGACAAAAAUAAUGCAAACGACAAAAGAACAGGUCUUCGAUAACCGAAUUCCUUUCUCGUCUAGGGUAAAAAUAACCUAAACUUUGAGUAUCAACCUUUUUUCCUCCUCAAAAGCGCCAAAAACCAAAAAAGUUCCAAUUUUUUCGAUAAAAAAUCAAUUUCAGAUACAAUCAUCGAAACAUCGAUCCUCCGCCUCUACAGCAGUGGCAUCACAUCGGUGGCAGCGACACUCCAAAAAGCGUACGAAAGCUUUUACAACUAUCAGUUUACCAUUGCCAAACAUUGCAACCCAAACGUUAAUUUUGAUGUCGUCAAGGUGAGCACAAGACAUAAAAUGCCCUCACUCAUUGUGAUGUAUGAUCAUGAAUACGUAGUCUUAGCUGUAUCAUCUUCGAACUCUAAUUUUUUUCAGUACAUCGCGCCGGAAAAGAAAAAAUACGCGGAUGCGUUGCGGAUCUCGAUUCCGACGCUAUACGAAGCGCUAACCAGCUGUGUGACGGGUCUGUCGUAUCCGGAUACGACGAAAUAUGUAAGUCACCAUAUGAUUUUGGCUGCAAAACCAUGAUAAUUAGCAAAUUCCUAAUUAAUAAAACGACUAAAAAUCAUUUUUACUCUCGUUUUCCUUGAUCAUCUUCUGUUUUUAGAUAAAUUUAAUCCUAAAAAGCCAGUAUGAAGUUCACAGUAUUCACAUGUUAGCAAUAACGGCCUCGCUAGGCUCUGAGGAUGGCAAUACUUACGCUUUAAUGCCGGGAUAUGCGGUUGAUCUCAAUGACUAUGUGGAUAACUGGUGGUUCGAUGGGAUGACAAUGGAGCCAGCACUGAAGGCAAGGUUCAUGGGGUAAGUAAUGCCUUUCAUUCGCUAUGGCUUUUGCAAUUUAUGGCAAGAAGUGCUUAAAUUUGGGUUGCGAAUUCCGUUACAGGGUCUGCCAUCUUUGUGGCCCGAUUUGCAUUGGCUAUAACUUUUUUAUUUUUCGGCCGAAUUUGAAGAUGCUUUGUUUACCUGAAUCCUCAGAAUCCCCUAUUUUUUAUGACUAUAUAUGACAUAUUUUUUUAUUAAACUACAGUAAAAAGUAACAACUGUAAGUGUCUGUCCGAUACAAAUUCAAAUCGCUGAAUAAUUCGGGCCUUAUAUUAGGGCCUUGACGGUUUCUUCAAAGCGCUAAAAAAUCUAGCAUUUGUCAAAGACCAUGCUGUUCCAAAUCAACUUCUUUUGUCAAUUCCGCCAGCACAAAGUGUACCAUAUUUUUCUCGCUUAUAGCCCUUCAAGAAUAAAGGAUAAUGCAGGGCAACUGAGUCUCAGUAGCAACAAAACUUCUCUGUAACGGACAAUUUCCGAGGUUACCAGAGCACCGUGCAAAUGCCUUUUCAACUGUCGCUUGCACUUUAACUUUUUCUGCACAGUGCGAACGUCAAAAAUCACAACAUCGCCUAUGCGAACGGACCAGUACAACAAAGCCCCUCUAUAACGAACAAAUUUUUUUUUAUCUGUACACUUUCAUGGCGAAGCACUUUUGUUCCGAAAUUCCAUUUUUCGAUAAAAUCGUACCACAAUUCGUACGUGAUAAACGUCCGGAAGGAUAGGCAAAUUUACUCAUCAUAUGACGUAUAUGUUAAUCAAAAUUUAUGUAGUUUUAGAUAGGGGCUCCACUCUUCUCGCAAAAUUUACCCACGCAAUUGAUAACAAUCUCCGAACUGAUCGGAAAAGGCCUCUGAUUCUGAGUUGUGACUCUCUUAAGAAGUUUUAAUGUCAUCAGAUUCUUCGGGACUAUCCCUUUCAUCAUACCAAAACUAAUGCAAUGUUUGAUAAUGCUCUUUAUUUUCAAGCCCACGUCAGAGAGCGUUUUACAAGGAAAGUACUUCUAUGGGGUGUGGAAUUACCGGUCGAGAUAUAUAUCAAAAAAUUCGCAAAAAUUUUCUGAUUCAGAAUAGAUAAAAAUUAGCUGCCUAAUUUUGGUCUAUCAGCGAGUUUUUUCAAUAAAUGUUUUUCUCGAGGAAAAAAUCUGCGGCAACAAAAGCGCGCUCAGUCUCUUCCUUCGGAAGAGAGCGGUGUGGCCGAGUGGUUAGAGCGCUGGGUUGGAAAUCCGAGGGAAACGGGUUCGAUUCUUUUUGCCACACUAGAACCUAUUUUUUACAUUGGAACUACUUUUAAGGUGUAGUUGUAAUCCAACUUGAUAUUUUAAGGCUUGUCAAGGCCUCAGAAUUUAUUUUAGCACAAAACAAAAAUUUUUUAUUGGUAAAAACACGGUCAAAAAGACACUUGCAUGGUGUCGCGAGAAAACUUCUGAGGACAAAAACAUGUCAUUAGACCAAAAUUAGGCAGCUAAUUUUUAUAUAUUCUGAAUCAGAAAAUUUUUGCGAAUUUUUUGAUAUAUAUCUCGACCGGUAAUUCCACACCCCAUAGAAGUACUUUCCUUGUUAAAUGGGGGAAAUGAAAGGAAAGGUUUUUUAGUGAUGAAUUUUAGUUUAUAAACUAAAACCUGUGGCAAUAUUAUGAUACUUCUCUUGUUAGUUCCAUAAAAGAUCAAGAAAGUUACAUUACGAAAGCAUGAUUUAACAUACAGUUUUCAACGAAGAAUUACACUGGCUUAUUUGCAGACUCGUCAACGCCUUCACAAACGGUCUGCGACGAAUAACGAGGCGAUCGACAAAACUGAAAUUAGACAAAGCCGACACGUCUGUACUGAUCUUGCUUUCAAUUUGUAAAUUUGGUAAGUUUUUUCAUGACUUGAAGUAAAAAGAACUUUAACAGUGAAAGAAAUUUCCAAAAAGUCACCUACAGUUCUCCACAAGAAACACAACAAAAACUGUAGUGAGCAAUUUCAGAACCCGUUUUAGGCCAUGAUAUCUUUAAGUAUUUACUAUAAAAUCCUUCUACGUUUUAGCUUGCGUGUUUCAGGGGCGGCCGAGAUAUUCAACGAUAUUUUCGGCCGAGAAAGUGCGCGCUUUGAGAGCGGUCACAGAGAGAAUUGAAUUUUUCACUUAAGCUUUGCUAUGCGCGAAAAAAAGUGUUUUUUGUGGAAACGUUACCUUCGAAAGUUAUAUCGUAGAAGGCCUUCUACAACAGAAAUAGGCAUAAGCCUUUUAGUGGACAAAAUUUUCAAAAAAAUUGGCUGUUUGAUCACUUUACCUUAUGAAAUUUCAAAUGCAUGCCACACCUAUAUUUACUACUUAUCUGACAUGUUUAUGUCUUUCAGCGGAGGAAGACGAUGAGAACUAUGCCGAGCUUCAAAUGUACAAAGAUCGCGUGAUACGAGAAUGGUCCCACAACAUGCAAAAGAAGUACAAAGACGACGCGUGCAGGCGGAUGAGCGAGAUCAUGCUGUUGUUCAAUGAAAUCACGGUAGGAGCAUCAGCAACGAUUAGUAUUUUCACUUCAGGCAUUCCGACUCGAGGCCGCCAACAUUGACUUGCAAUUCCAAGCAUUGCGAGCGUCUGGAGCUGAUGUAGGUUGGGUGCAAUUCUAUGAUAUAUUUUUACAAGAAAAGCGCAUCAAGUGCGACGCUCAGAUUUCCUCUAAAUUUUGCAUACAAGAUAUGACAUAAGCCACGUAUUCCGAGAGCGUCAGCUAGAAAGUUUUGGUCUAAACUUGUCCCAAGUUUCAUCAAAAUCUGAGCGUCGCACUUGGAGCACUUCCAAUAUUACAUGUGUGUAGAUACUGUAUAUAUAUGUAUAAUAUAUUAUAUAUAAUGAAUUUCUAGAUUCCACAGCUUAUUCCCUGCAUUCAAAGCUGCGAAACGCAGGUAGAAGUAAUCAAAGCAAACUGCGAGUGA